Ailuropoda melanoleuca (giant panda) is the source of this 9335-nucleotide messenger RNA. RefSeq names its product polypeptide N-acetylgalactosaminyltransferase 5 (gene GALNT5). The transcript has 11 exons. The record is from RefSeq and is a predicted model, not a curated record. Lineage: Eukaryota; Metazoa; Chordata; Mammalia; Carnivora; Ursidae. Gene Ontology annotation, molecular function: polypeptide N-acetylgalactosaminyltransferase activity. Bases 515 to 3328 code for a protein of 937 amino acids. Gene Ontology annotation, cellular component: Golgi apparatus. Gene Ontology annotation, biological process: protein O-linked glycosylation.
UCACAUAACACGGAAGGUGAGAGCUGAAUGAAGUUUUCUGGGUAAUGGCUUGAAAUGUUUUCCUUAUGAGAAGUGGUGUUGAGUUACAGCGUGCAGACGGAGCGCUGGGAGGAGAGAAGUGGCAGCCCCAGCCCGGCCCCCACCUUUUCUUGGGCUUAUAGGAAGGUGGACGUGGGCUCGUGGGCUUGGGGAGACAAGUGAUAUGUGGAACUGUCUGGUGGCUGGAAUCGACGGCUCCCGGAGGGACCGAAGGGCAGUGUUGAGCACUGUUUAGCCAGGGGCCAGCCCAGCAGGCACAGAUGCUCCGCUGUGAAAUGCCACGCACGCACGCAGAGACUGACGGGCAGUAGGAGCUGAGCUUUCCCCCUUGGACUGCUGUUUCCUGCUGUGUUCAGGGGAGGGGGCACUUUCUGGCAACUCUGCUGCUGGGGCCGCCGCGGCUACUUCAGCUCUCACUCCACCCAAGGUAAGCAGGCUCCAAGGGAGGGUAGGCUGCAAGCGAAGCCUCUGCACCAUGAACAAGAUUCGAAAGUUCUUCCGAGGAAGUGGGCGAGUCCUGGCAUUUAUAUUUGUAGCUUCUGUCAUCUGGCUGCUCUUUGACAUGGCAGCUCUCCGCCUGUCAUUCAGUGAGAUCAACACUCGGGUCCUCAAGGAAGACAUCGUCAGGAGGGAGCGGACGGGAUUCCGAGUUCAGCCAGACCAAAUGAAGAUCCUUCACAGUAGCAUAGAAGGAAUGAAGCCCCCACUGAGGGGAGCCGGGAAGGGCAUAUGGGGCAAAGAGAACUUUAGAAAAACUGAGAAGAGUAUGCUCAAGGUUGAGGAUGACUUGGACCAAACCCAGAGGGAAAGAAAAAGGCAGAACGCCCCGGGAAGGGGCAAGGUUGCCCCUUUGUGGCAUCCUGGGUAUCUACAGACCCUUCCAGUGACUUUCACCAAGCAGAACACAGAGAGGCAGGACCUCAGACCUGAAGCCUACUCUCACCACAUAGCCAAGCAAAUGAGAACUCAGGGGGCUCAGAAAACCCCAUUCAUAACUGCAAGAGAAACUCAAUUGGCCGAAAUCUCUGCACACGUGGGACCUGUCGGUAUAAACCAGGAGGCCCCGAAGAGUCUCGGCAGUGACACAUCAAAACAAGCAGCUGAAAGAAAUCCAAAUGUGACCAUCAGUCCUAAUCCUGACAGAUCAAAGCAGCAAUCACAGGCAGUAGCAAAUGAGAGGACACACCCUGCCAGCCCACUGUUGCCAAAAUCCAGGGAAGCCAUAGCCUUAAAUAAAACUGAGACGCAGAGCAAAGAACUAGAUUCAAAUAAACACGGAGCCAAUAAGAGCCUCCCCUUUUCCAAGUUUAUUGCCAAUUCAAAUCGCUCAAAGAAGCAAUCUAUGCACGAAGCCCAGUUGGGAAGCUUGCCGAAGGAUGAUGGAGCCAAAGUGGCUGCUGGGAAGAAAUUCAGUUUCUCUGAAAGCCACGUUGUGAUUAUAACCAAGGAGGAGGAGCUAAAGACAGAAACCAAGCAGGCCCCCAACCCUAAAAACAAAACCGUGCUCCCUAGUGUACUGGGUGAAAGCCAAGGGAAACACAUCUCCGGGAAUAGAAGUGAGACACCUUUUCCCCCACUUGCUCUACAGAGAGCAACGGUAUCUCAAUCCCAUCAAACCUUAGCAGAGAGGCUAGAGCCAGCAAGAAUCAACUUGACCGCCAAGGCCCAACCUGCAGAACUCAGCCAACAUCAUAUAAAAGCCUUGUUAUCUGAAGAACGUGGAAUGCACCAGGUGCUAAAAAUUGACGUGACACUUUCUCCAAGGGACCCCAAAGCUCCAGGCCAAUUUGGACGGCCCGUAGUUGUUCCCCGUGGAAAGGAGAAGGAGGCAGAAAGAAGAUGGAAAGAAGGAAACUUCAAUGUCUACCUCAGCGAUUUGAUCCCAGUGGACAGAGCCAUUGAAGACACAAGACCUGCUGGGUGUGCAGAGCAGCUAGUUCACAAUAACCUCCCGACCACCAGUGUCAUCAUGUGCUUUGUGGAUGAAGUAUGGUCCACUCUCCUGAGGUCAGUUCAUAGUGUCCUUAAUCGCUCUCCUCCGCACCUCAUCAAGGAGAUUCUGCUGGUAGAUGACUUCAGCACCAAAGACUACCUAAAAGGUAAUUUGGAUAAAUACAUGUCUCAGUUUCCAAAAGUUCGGAUUCUUCGCCUUAAAGAGAGACAUGGUUUAAUAAGAGCCAGGCUGGCAGGAGCACAGAAUGCAACAGGUGACGUGUUGACAUUCUUAGAUUCUCACGUGGAAUGUAACGUUGGUUGGUUGGAACCUCUUCUGGAAAGAGUUUAUUUAAGUAGAAAGAAAGUAGCCUGUCCAGUAAUUGAAGUCAUCAAUGAUAAGGACAUGAGUUACAUGACAGUGGACAACUUUCAAAGAGGCAUCUUUGUGUGGCCUAUGAACUUUGGUUGGAGGACAAUUCCUCCAGAUGUUGUUGCAAAAAACAGAAUUAAAGAAACAGAUAUAAUAAGGUGCCCCGUCAUGGCAGGUGGAUUGUUUUCUAUUGAUAAAAAUUACUUUUUUGAACUUGGAACAUACGACCCUGGGCUUGAUGUGUGGGGUGGAGAAAAUAUGGAGCUCUCAUUCAAGGUGUGGAUGUGUGGUGGUGAAAUUGAGAUCAUUCCCUGUUCCCGAGUGGGCCACAUAUUCAGAAAUGACAACCCGUACUCCUUCCCCAAAGACCGGAUGAAGACAGUAGAGCGGAACUUGGUGCGGGUUGCUGAGGUCUGGCUUGAUGAGUACAAGGAGCUCUUCUAUGGCCAUGGGGACCACCUCAUAGACCAAGGGUUAGAUGUCGGAAACCUCACAGAACAAAGGGAACUUCGAAAGAAACUAAAAUGCAAAAGUUUCAAAUGGUACUUGGAGAAUGUUUUUCCUGAUUUGAAGGCUCCCAUUGUGAGGGCUAACGGUGUGCUUAUUAAUGUGGCCUUGGGCAAAUGCAUUUCCAUUGAAAACACCACAGCCACUUUGGAAGACUGUGAUGGGAGCAGCAAGCGUCAGCAAUUUAAUUACACCUGGCUAAGACUUAUUAAACAUGGAGAGAGGUGCUUAGCUCCCGUCCCCGAUACUGGGGCCCUGGGCCUGCACCCUUGUGAUAACAGAAACAAAGGGCUAAGAUGGCUGCAUAAAUCAACAUCAGUCUUUCAUCCAGAGCUGGUGAAUCAUAUUGUUUUUGGGAACUAUCAUCAGUUGUUAUGCUUAGAAGGAAAUACUUCUCAGAAGACCCUGAAAGUCGCGGCUUGUGGCCCAGAGAAGCAAUACCAAAAAUGGAAAUUUGAAAAAUAUUAUGAAGACUAAAGAACAACUAAUAUUUUUAUCUAGUAAUCCCAUUAGACACUGUGAAAAUGACAGUGGACGUGGGGACUGUAUUUCUCCAUGGUAGUUUACAUUUUCAAAAUUAAUAGCAUUUGAAUAGGAGAUUUAAAAACCCACAAUAUUUGAGAAACCAAAAGUGAGCUCAGGGAAACAACCUAACGUUGAACUGGAGCCCGUCUUCAGCUCUAGGUGGCCUUUUGAAUGGCAUGCUUCCUGCCCUGUGCUGGAUGGACCUCAGCACGCAAACUUCCCCAUGCAAUCAAACAGGUAACAGGAAAUACAGGAAAUGAAGCCAAAAGUACUUGAGGAAGUACAAUGAUACUCAUGAUGACUGAGUUUGAUAAUAACCAGCUCUUUUGACCCACAAGUAGGUAUAAUCAAUAAGAACCUAUUCUUUUAUUUGCUUUUUUUUAUUAUUAUUAUUUAAAAAAUUACUUGAGUUCCUGUAACUAAAAGACCUCAGAAACACACAGCUGUCAUCUUAGUGAAGUCCCUCCCAGCUACACGCCUGUUCACCUAACAGUUCGAAAGACUAUCGGUAUCAUACUCCUCAAUGGGAGGACUUUGAUCUAGAUGACUACAUAAUGGUUUUUUGUUUUUUGUUGUUUCUUUUUUCCCCUCCAUCUGAGUCAGUGGAAAAAAACUAAGUGAGGAAGUCAAAUGCUUAUUCAGUUCUAGAUAUGGGACAUUGUUUCAAUUCAUUUUGUGCUUUUUAAAGCUACACUUUAAAAAAACAGUCGUAUUAGUAACUUCCUAGACUUAGGUGGAAAUUAAAAAAGAAAAAAAAAAGGCAAAGAAGAAGAGGCUGGGUCACAAUGCACUGUAAUCACCAAAAAUACACUUAAUUGUUGAACACACCGUAAUGUAAGACCAAAUAAGAGGAGCUGAAACAAAUAAAGCGGCAACAGAGCACUGAAAAUUAUUAAGGGUUUAUAGAAAAUACGACUUUAGAUUUAACGGCAUUCACAGGGAUGAAGUAUGCUAAGAGUAAACUCUAAAAGAUUUCAAAGUAGAAAUAAAAUGAAGUGAACAUAAUGAAAGGGGAAGAGAAUGAGGUAAGCAACCCUCUGGAAGAGAGUUAAGAAAAAAAACUGACAUAGAUUUGGCCAGAAAAGAAAAGGAAUCUGACACCUCUGUGGGGUGGGGGAGGGAGAUAAGGCCGUGGAUGUGGGUCUAAUGAGAACACUGAUAAAUUUGGGGAAAGGUCCAAUAUUUUUCAAUCUACAUUGAAUUCCUAACCUUACAUAUGCCAUUAUUUAGGCAUACCAGAAGAGAUUCUAGAAAUCCUCACAUCCUUUAUAUUGAUUUUUGGUUUAAAAAAAAAAUUGAUGCCCAGAAAUCAUAUUACCUGUCUAAGAGUCCCACACCAGUUAGUGAGAGAUGAGGAUUAGAAUUUGGCUCUCCAGAGGCAGGGCUCAGUCCAGUGCCCCAGGCCUCUGGCCUAAACCUGUUCCACAGCAUUCUUAAGAAAGAGAGACAUAAGCCUUUUUGCUGGGGUUGGGUCUCUGGAGGAAAACCAUGCUCUCUGCUUGUUAAUGUAAAAACAAAGCUUUGUUCAAUUGAGCUGAUGGUUAAACUGGGCAUCUUUAGUUCUGACUGCCUAUUUAAAAUUUAAUUUUAUCUCCCAAUUAAUUGCACAAAAGCAGAGCUAUAACUAUGACUCAGAAGGGGAAACAGUUCUGCCUAUUUGCAUCAUAUUUAAGAUGUUUUAUUCAGAUAAUUGACAUUGCAGAUGAGAUAAGAGAAUGACUAGAAAAUGAGAUAAUUCUUUUCACAACAGAGCCAUAUGGGGGAUAAAACACAAGUCAGUUGCCAAAGGACUAACUGAAUUGCUGACCGAGCUGAAUAUGCUGAGUGUCUCAUGCAAUUCUUCGCAUCACUGCAAAAAUGUUGAAAGGUUUUUUUGCCCCCAGUCUGAUGACUCCUUUUAUUCAAAAAGAGCUUCCACAAAACACAUCAAGUCUGUUCAGAAAAAGACGAAUUACGGUUUGGAAACACUUACCUUUGGGCAAACCAAUGAAAGAAAUUUGAAUGUUUUUCACAAAAAACCUUUCACAGUCUGUUCAGUGUAUCCUGACUUCACCUUGACAUGAUCUGAAGCUAUUUUGGAAUCUGUGCUGUCAAUAUAGCAAAGGAUUGGUUUCGUACGUGACAUGUUCGUUCUUGGAAAGAAUUUUAAAAAGAGCUUUUACCAUGUAUUUGCUCAACUACUCUAAGAUGCGAGGAAGUAAUCACUAAUUGGAAAUUGUAUAAGCCUCAAUUUAAGAAUAUUGACUAAUUGUGAAAUCUCCUGCCAACACUUUUUAAGCAUUACCCUCUACAUUUUGUUUUCAGAAGACUGUAAUGAAGGUGAAAAUGGUACUAGGCCUCUGAUACUUCUAGUGAGAAACCCCCUAGUGGGACGCAUUAGGGUCCUAUUCAACUGUAUAUUCUUCAGUAGGAGGCUGUGGAAGACUCCAGAGUUUUCCCUGGAUCGGCUUGAGUCAUUGCCUUUUCUCAGGGAAAUGGCUAUACAUCUUGUUACUUUAAACACAGGCAUAGCUUUGAUAUUAUACAGGACUUAUUUGAUCAAAAACUAACUUACCAGACCAUCUGAGUGCUUCUGAACCUUUUGGUUUGCACGGUUCCUUUCUCUUUUUCAACAGUUACCCAGAGCUUCUCCCUGAAGGAUGACACAGCUGUUGUUGGUACAACCAUGUUUUAUCACCAGCAUCAAAUUUGCUCAGUUCUGCUUGCUGACAUUCAAUCAGUUGUCAUUCACAGGGCCAAAAACCACCGUAUGCCAUAAUCACAAUGUAUUGUUAGUUUCUCCAUAACUAAUUUGGAACUACUCUCUUAGAUAUGAAAACACCUUGCUUAUAGUAUUGCCUUAGGGAUUGUAGAGGGGAAAAGAUACCAAUUAUAGUAUAUAGGAAUUCAAAUUCUCCAGUCAACCUUGAAUUUAUGAAUGGCUUAGGAUUAUUUUCAAGGGAUUCUCAUGCAAGACAGUGGGGUUGAGGCUGGCCAGAUAGUACCAUCUUUAUUUGUUUUAACAACUUUAACUUCCAUGUUCAAACACAGAAAAGAAAUUAUGCCUCUGAUGAGGGUCCCAAUAUCUUUGGUACAAACAAGGAAUUUAUAGGGAAUAAGGGAAAGACAGAUGAGAACUGAUUAUCUUUGUGUACCUACCAUGUGCUAGGCACCAAUUGUGUUCCAUCUCACUGUUGUGCACAACUCAGUGAGUUAGGUCUUGCUCUCCUCGUUAUGCAGGCAAGAAGGAUAGAUAAGUGGUAUUAUCUAAGAUCAUCCCACUAGUAGAAAUUAAAAUCUAGUUUCCAUUCUAUCUGGCUGAAAAAAGAAGAAGGAGAAGGAGGAGAAAGGGAGGAAAGAGGAGAGGAAGAACGAGGAGAGGAAGAAGGAGGAGAAGAAGAAAAGAGUCUCUUUGAUGACAGCAUGCUGCUAUGAUUUGUUCUUUUCUUUACAUAAGGUGGUCAUCUGGGGCGGGCUAGGUUAAAAUCCCUUCAUUGUGAAGUCAAAUGCCUUAGGUAUCCCUUGGCUGUGAUAUAGAGGCUGUACCCUUUCUGUUAAUCAACUGAAAUGUAGCCUUAGUGUUAGCUAUCCCCACAUGCUUUGCAGUGGUCUACCUCCUUGACUUCAUGCAGGACAUAUUCUUUUCCAUUUCCUGUAACAAAUAUGAGAAGGAGAAGCAGGCACAGAGGAAUAGCUUCCCUGUAAAUAAUACUGCCAACUCUUUCUUCCCCAACCAUUAAUCAAAGCUGACAGAUUGUUCAAUUUGAACAGAGGUGGGAAGUAAAACACUGAAGAGUCCUUUAAUUUAAAAUAUAAACCAAAACCUGUAACUUUUACUUUGUUGUGUAGAUUGUCACCAUAGUGCUUUUACAACAACUUUUGUGUAGGUUAUUCAAAAAUUGCUAUGAGCCACAUGCCUUGAAAUGAGAAAAGGAACACUAACCAAAGCUAAUGUACAAAAUAUUUAUUUUUGGCAAACAGCCAUUCCAUGGACAAGUUUGAGUAAGCUUUGUAAAGUAUUAAAUACUCCUGAUGAGAUUUAAUGGAUGGUAUCUCAGGUAGGCGUUGGUACCUAAAGAAAGGAAAAAAUCCCACCACAAUAAGCAGAUUCAAUGCCUCUGUUUUCAACCUAAUGGGUCAACUAGUAGUUACCCUUCCAGUUAGGGUCUCUUUGCAAGUUUAUGUGAAUCAUUGCUUUGCAAAAACAUACAGGAAAGCGCUCAUUUUUCAGCAAAUAGAGCAACUUCUAAUGUGGCCAGUUUCUAAUGUCGAUAGUUGCCAUUAAAUAAGUAACAAUUUCUUUGAAAACAGAGGCUUUCUAUUUUAUUAUUGAUUGGUAUUUGCCAGUUCAAAGAUAUUAGUCAUAAAUAUCUAUAUAAAAUCAAACCUUUAUGUUAGAUAUAAAAACAAAUUUUUUGAGGGCCUAGAUUAACUUUACUUGACCAAAAACAUAUCGAUCUUUGUAAAUAUAUAUGUAUGUAUACAUAUAUAUUCAUAUUGAUAAAUAUGUGUAUAUAUCCAUAUAUAUGUGUGUACAUUUAAUUAUAUAUAUAAGUCUCUAUAUUUUAUGCUUUGAAGUGGGAGAAAAUAAGACCAAGAGUUCCUACUUACAAAUAUAAAGAAAACUAUGAAAUGUUUUUGGGUAUUUUUAAUUCUUUGAAGUACACAACUUUGUCUGCAUCUGACUUUCUGGACAAAAGUAUAUCCAGUGGACUUUCACUCUGGGUAUCAUUCUCCAUACUUCAAGGGAGUAACCAAACUCUAAAUUAUCAAGGUGUUUGUUAUUCAUUUCAGAUUUCGCACAUGCCUUACUUAAUUCUCCUCCUUCAAACAACUUCCCAAAUGUUGCUCGUUUUAUACAUAUUAGCUAUAAGAGGUGGACAGAAAAAUAAGAGAAGUCAAAGGUAAAAUUAGUGAAUUUUCUUAUUGAUUACCUAAAAACUUCUGUUAAUGGGAGAACGAGAUUGAAACAGUAGAAUAUAUGGGGCGCCUGGGUGGCUCAGUCGUUAAGUGUCUGCCUUCGGUUCAGGGCGUGAUCCUGGUGUUCUGGGAUCGAGCCCCGCAUCAGGCUCCUCCGCCGGGAGCCUGCUUCUUCCUCUCCCACUCCCCCUGCUGUGUUCCCUCUCUCGCUGGCUGUCUCUCUAUCAAAUAAACUGUGGAAUAUAAAGGAAUUUAGAGUUUAAUCUGAACAUUUUGAAGUACCCAAUUUUUCUGCCUCUUCCAAUUGAAGUUAUUAUAAAGAAGGAAUCAGAUAUGAAAUUUUAGGUCACUAACUAAAAAUUCAGAUUACUUUCCAAAUUCAUUUCCAAAACUCUCCCACACUGGCAGUUAAUUACUAGGUAUUGUCCUUUGAUUUUGUAGUUUGCCUCGUAUCUGGAGUGAUUUCUGCUGUUGAUUACUACCCGUGUCAUUGUGUUUAUAUUGAUUGUAUGGCUUAGUCACCUCGUGUUCCUCAUGAACUGUAUACACAUUUUGGUAUUCAUAUUUAUUAUGUUACUGUCUGAUAUUUUAAUAUUGGCAAAUGCUUGCUAUAACUUUUGACAUUACUUUUUAUAGCCCUCUUGUUUUUAUAGAGCAAUGAAAGUUAAGCCUUUAAAAGUAGUUGUCUUUCUCAGAUGGUCAAACAUAUUUUUUCUUUAUGAUACUCUGGUGCUUCAUCUUUUUCCAUAAUUCUCUAUUAUUACCUAUUUUAAAUGUUUUUCCUAACACUUUGAAAAACUUAAAUGUCCGUUCUUCAUUUGAAAAUGUGCCAAAAGUACUACCCCAUGUAAAUAUGCAGAAACAAUUACUAUAAAAGUGUCAGCAUGGUUUAAAUGUAUUACCUUGAUGGCUAUAAAGAUAUAUAUAUUUUUUCAAGUUGUUGGAGUAAAGGUGUAUCUAAAACAAGAGCUCCAUUCCUAUAAAAAUAAUACAAAUUUUUCACGAACAUUACAUAUCCACCUGCCAGAAUUUUUUUUUUUGCAAUUGUGUACAGAAUCAU